AUGUUCGGCGCCGAGGAACCGUUCCGUGCGCUUCCGACCGCGCCUCAGCUCGCGCAGGCGGCCGACGAGGAGGAGUCGGCGCCCCUGCUGUCCGUCAGGGACGUGCCUCUCGCGGAGGACUCCGCGCGGGACGCCUCGGCCGCCGCGGGCACGGUCGCGGAGGGCGUGCUGGCGUCCGUCGCGCGCGUCACGCGGCCCGACCGCGGCGCCCCGCGCGCCCUCCCGCCCGAAGACCCCUUCCGCCCCGUGCUGAUCAACGUCCGCAAGGGCCCGACGCCUGCGCGCGCGCUCGCCCGCCUCGAGGGCCGCGCUGAGGUCGAGACCUACGGCAUCGCCGUCGACGACAAGCCGCAGUGGCGCGACAAGUGGAUCGACCGCGCGGAGCAGCGGCUCGCGCACUACGAGCAGGCCGCAGAGCGCGACGGCGCGGCCGCGGACGACGCCGAGACCAGCCGCCUGCUCGGCGCCGCCGACGUCGCAACGCGCCAGAACGCCAACGGCGCUCGCGGGCUCAUCGACGAGAACGGCCUGGUCCUGCAGGGCGCGAACCCGCUGCGACGCGAGCUCGGCCGCGACCCGAAACGCCACGACCCCAUGGCGCCGCACCUCGCGCUUGUCGUGCGCGAGCCCGGCGUGGCGAUGCUCACGUCAUCGGACGAGGUGCGCAAGUACCGGCUCGACCUCGAGGUGCCGCGCGUGCAGCUCGCGGCGCACCCGGCGAUGACGCGCGAGGACUGGCUCGCGUCGCGCCUCGCGGCGGUGUACCAAGGCUACCGCACGCGCGAGCACGCGGGCCUGCAAGCGCUGUACUCGCGGCGGCUGAUGGCGCUCGAGGAGGAGCUGCUCGAGGCGCGGGAGCAGCUGUUCGGCGUCGCGGCCGGCGGCGCGGACGGCGCGGAGCUCGGGCGCGCGCGGGCGCAGGAGGCCGGGCGGUUGGAGCUGGAGGUGGCGGCGACGCGCGCAAUGCUGGAGCGGGAGGCGGCGUGGGAGCACGGGGCGUGCGUGCACAUGCGGAACAUCUACCAGCAGAUCGAGGCGGAGCGGGCGCGGCAGGGGUUCGCGAUGACGGGGGUGUAUUUGCAGGUGGAAAAAGACGCCGGAGUCGGGGUGGCGGCGGGGGUCGACAAGCGCGCGCGCCGGGAGCUCGACGUGCGGCUCGCGGUGGCCGAGGUCGACGACAUCGUCGGGCUGCACCGCCCACCCAAGCGGUUCCCCGGGUUCGAGGAAGGGGACGGCGCGGGGGGGGUCGUCGACGCGAGCGACGCGGCGGCGGCGUUCGGGGGCGCGACGAUCAAGCUGCGGCGCGUCGAGACGCUGGUGCGCGCGCACGCCGCGCGGAGGGCGGAGCUCGAGGCGGAGCUGCUGAAGCUGGAGCGGGUCGUGGGCAAGGGCGCGCGCGUGGAGCAGCGGGACGUGGACCGCCAGGCGGAGCUGGCGGCGGAGCUGGCGGCGCUGGGGGAGUUUCCGCGGCGCGCUGCGCGGGCGCAGGACAAGACGGCGCAGAUCGAGAAGCGGACGCGGGAGAAGGUCAAGAAGGAGGGGCCGCUGCGCGUGCAUCGCCCCGCGCGGCUCCGGGCGCUCCUGACGCUCCCGGACGGCCCCGAUGCCCUGACGGCGCACCAGGCGAACCGAGCCGCCGUCCUGGCGCGCACGCGGGUGUUCGCGAAGCUCAUCGUCAACGGGCGCGUCGUCGCCGAGACCGAGCCGCGCGCCCUCCAGCCCGACUUCUCCGUCGACGUGGGGGAGGUGUUUUCCCUCCAGGUCGUACGCUGGCCUGACAGCGUCCGACUGGCGAUCUACCAGGCCCGCAAGUCCUUCGACCUCCUCCUCGGCGAGUGCCGCGUCCUCCUCCCGGGCGCCGGCGGCCUCCCCACCGAGGACGUGCAGCCGGUCAGAUAUGAUUUCCAGUCCCACAACACCUUCUCGCCGCCGUGGUUGCCAGUCGAGGGCGACCCCGCGGAGGAGAUCCAGCGCCGGCAGGCCGCCGCGGCGGCCGCGCACGAGGCCGCGCUCGCGGGCGCCACGAGCUCCGCGGCGCGGAAGCGCGCGUCCGCCGCUGCAGCGGCCAUCACCGAAGCAGCCCUGCAAAUCUCCGGCGCGUGCUUCGUGCGCGCUGCCUGGCGGCCGCAGCCAAGCACCGCCGCAGUCGGCACGGCCCCGCGCCCCGCCGGCGCGCUCCUCGACUCCGGCGCAGCCUCCGACGCCCCGCGGCCGCCGGGCGCCGCCGACAUCGAGACGGGCGUUGAUGCGGCGGCACAGCGACUCAUGCCGCCGCCUCCGCCGUUCGCGGUCGCGGACUCCCGCACGGCCUUCCUCGCGCAGGCGCAGCUCGCGCAGUGGGCCGAUCUGGCCGGGGUCGACCCGAACGAUCCGCGCGGCGGGAAGCUGCUGGAGCUGCUGCGGGCAUACCGUGGGGCGACGGCCGCGCCUGGGGCGGUCGGCGCGGGCCCGGGGUCGGCGAACGCGCCCGCGGGGCCGUUCCGCAUCGCGCCGCCCGCGGAGGUCGUCGUCGGGCGGCGGCGCGUGCUCGCGGCGCGCCGCACGCGCCUGCUGGCUAUGCGCUGGGAGGCGGCGGGGGAGCAGCGACGGCUGGGGCAGCCCGAGCGGGCGCCGCUGCCGGUGCCGCUCGCGGACUUCGAGGUGCAGGAGCUCGACGGGUACCGCAUGCUGCGGCAGGCGGGCGUGCCGGAGCGCAUGGCUGCGGGGAAGAUGUCUGAUCAAUUGGGGGAGGCGCGUGACACAGAUAUAGCCAGAAGGGUUCUCGCGGCGCCGUCGCUCAAGGUGAUCCGGGAGCGCGAGGAGGCCAUCCGCGAGCUCGGGCACCGCAUCGAGCAGGUCGGGCGCGAGCUCGCGCGAAAGGACCCCUCGCUCACGCGGCGGUCCCCCGGGGACGUGGUCAGCGAGCUGUUCGUGCCGGGGCUCCUCAAGGAGUGGCACCUCAUCUGGGGCGCGGUGUUCGACGCGUUCGCGCCGCGGUCGCGCCUCAAGCCGCGCCGCCAGCGCAACGCCGUCCCCGCGCAGCAGGCACACAAGGAGGUGUCCAUCAUCGUACACGUGUUGCAAGCCAACAACCUGCCCGUGCGGGCCGCGGGGCGCGCGGGCGCGGGCGCGGCGUCGCCGUACGUGGAGGUGCUGUUCCAGGACACGGCGGCGCGGACGUCGUCGGGCACCGGGCGCGACCCCGUGUUCAACGAGGCCGUGCGCGUGAUGCUGACCGCGCCCGAGGGGCAGGAGCUGACGCCGUCGUUCCUGCACGGGUGCGACUUCCAGAUCAUCGUGAACGUCUUCGACGAGAUCGCGGUCCCAGCGGAGCCGCAGGCGCGCGCGGGGGCGGCCGGCACUGCUGCGCGGUUUGGCGCUCGCGGGCAGACGCGGGCGACGGAGCGCACGGCCGUGCGCGUCGAGCGGCGGUUCCUCGGCUCCGUCAUCGUCCCGUUCAACGGCCUCUACCAGCUCGGAGUCAUCGAGGGCACCUUCGGCCUCGAAGUCCCCCUCUGCCUGCUCGGGUACGACCACGGCGCGCCUGAGUCAGCGUUCGGCGCGCCGUCGAUCGCGCUGUACAUGGCCACGGCGCCCCAGCUGCAGUACCAGCCCCCCGAGGAGGUCACCGCGAUGCCGCUGUUCUGCGCGGAGCCCCUCGAGGUGCAACAGCGCGUGGCGCACUUUGUGGAAGAAGCGUCGGCCAAGGUGCCCGCGCGGCCGCCGCGGGAGUUCAACCUGAUGAUGCGCACCGUCGAGGGCGCGUCGUGGAUGGCGCUGCGCUUCGUCGCGCCCCUCGAACUCCCCCCCGGCUUCGAGGCGGUCCCCCAGUCGGACCCCAGCCUGUUGGCGCGGCUGGCGUGGUUCGUGUCGCGCGUGCCGUUCGUGCCGGACAGCUCCGUGUCGGACCUCGUCGACGACGUGUGGAUGUCGAGCUCCGAGUUCGUCGAGCUCGCCGCGGGCGACUUCGAGGAGCACGCGCUGCUGUUGUGCGGGCUCUUCCUGCAAACGGGCCGACAGGCCUUCAUCGUGCGCGGGCAGGCCACGACGGGCCCGGAGUCGUACUUUGUGCUCACGACGGGGCAGGCGUGGACGACGUCGCGGUCCUCGCGGACCCCCACGGGCGUCGGCCUGCUCCCGAAGGCGGCGCUCACGCUGUGGGACCCCGUGUCGGGCCAGGCGUACGACGUGCGCGACGGGACGCUGCCGCUGCGGCAGGUCGACGUGGUGAUGGGCGUGGACAACGCGUGGGCGAACGUGCAGGCGCAGACGCACCCGCUGCACAUCAGCUGGGACCUGGACAACGCGCGCGAGUGGCGGGCGCUGUUCGAUCUCCAGGAGCCGAUCCGGAAGCUCGCGUCGCUGCAGAAGCCGAUGGUGUACCGGGACCACGAGCCGCGGUUCUACGAGGACCUCGCGACGAAGAUCCAGCAGGAGGUGAAGGACCUGAUUCAAGACGCGCGCCUCGAGUUGCUCAACACCAAUACCUGGUGGGACAACAGCAUCUCGACGAAGCUGCGGCACGUGCUGGCGCGGGACGUGCGGAAGUACGUCGAGCGCUCGAUGAAGGACGUCUCGGAGAUGGCGGGGCACUACCUGGCGGAUACGGUUGGGCGGGGGUUGGAACAGUCUGCGCCGCAGGCGGUCGGGACGGACACGGCGGCGGCGGUCGGCGGCGGCGGGGCGGGGAACGCGCAGGGUAUUUUCGGCGCGCGGCGCGCGGAGGAUCCCGUGCACGUGCGCGCGGGGCGGCUGCGCGUCGGUCGGUACAGCCGCACCGUGGUGAGCGCGCUGACUCAGUCGCACCUGGACUACCUGCGCACGGAGACGGGCGGGUGCACGGUGACGGGGACGCUGCUGGAGAUGCCGUUCUCGACGACGGAGGAGGUGGCGCAGGCGGUGUUGAACACAGAUCUGCACUCGAUGGCGACAGAGGGGGUGAAGUUCGCGCUGGCGGUGCGGUGCGAGCCCAUGGGGGUCAAGUUCUGCUUCCCGAUCUUCGUCUACCUCGUGGCGAUCCACAGGGACGCGCCGGUGAUCGCGCGGCGGCCGUAA
Messenger RNA from Pedinophyceae sp. YPF-701, 5034 nucleotides. Lineage: Eukaryota; Viridiplantae; Chlorophyta; Pedinophyceae. The record is from the annotation of a GenBank genome assembly.